UCGUCAGAUACUAGUUAGUACCCAUUUGUCGAAAUAAAAUUUUGGAAUCAUGUUUUUUAAAUUUCUUACUAUUUCAUUAGCAAUUUUAUGGAUCAUCUUUAUACUGAGACCGGUCGAUGUGAACGGACAAUGCAAUGCUUGUGCUGCAGACACGGGCGUGGCCUGCGUUUCAGAAAUAAGUUUCAAAAUCUGUGUUGGUGGUUAUCCUAAUGGUGAUGCAUUGACAUGCCCUACUGGCUACGUUUGCUCUACGGCAAAUUCCUCGAUUUGCUUGCCAAAAGUACAGAAUAUCACACCGACUUGCAGCGAUUGCAAUAAAUGUGACGCCACCUCAACUUUUGCUUGCACGGGUCUAACAACUUUUGCGCUAUGUCUGGGUACGGGUACAAUAUCAGACAUUGUAGGCAAUUGUGCUCCAUCACACAUUUGCAGUAUUGACUAUCCACAGAUUUGCGGUAAUGCUACAACUGGUAUAAGUGCUACAUGUCCUUCUGUAAUCGACGGCACAUCUCCAGGAACAACAAGUAGCACUCCUACAACAGGCAGCACUCCUUCAACUGUAUCACCGUUUUAUAAUGCCACCUACUUUUGCAGCAAUUUGCAGCAAAGAGGUCGCUUUCCGGUUGGUACAGAUCUAAGCACUACUUGCAGACAAUAUGUUUAUUGCUUCCUCAAUGGUGGUGCUUGGCAUGGUCAGAUUUAUAAUUGCCCUGGUAGUACAUAUUUCAAUAGCACCUCACAGAACUGUGGGGUAGCUAUACCACCUCGCUGUUUGGGUACUGUUCGAAGUUUAAGUCUUUUUGAGAUUGAUUUAGAUUCAUAUUUUUAAUGUGUCAGUUAAUCAGUUAAUUGGUUAAUCAAACUAAUAAUACAUGGUAAAGUGAGUUAUUUUUAUAUAAGUGAUGAUUAAAAUUUUAUUAAGAUGUUUAAAUAUUAAGUGUAUAAGUCAUAUGAGUAAAGUAA
Molecule: messenger RNA, 963 nt
Organism: Teleopsis dalmanni
Lineage: Eukaryota; Metazoa; Arthropoda; Insecta; Diptera; Diopsidae
Exons: 4
Coding region: 50-829 (259 amino acids)
Cellular component (GO): extracellular region
Molecular function (GO): chitin binding
Source: RefSeq, a predicted model, not a curated record